Molecule: messenger RNA, 3125 nt
Organism: Symsagittifera roscoffensis
Lineage: Eukaryota; Metazoa; Xenacoelomorpha; Acoela; Convolutidae
Product: homeotic protein antennapedia-like
Exons: 3
Coding region: 926-2566 (546 amino acids)
Biological process (GO): regulation of transcription by RNA polymerase II
Cellular component (GO): nucleus
Molecular function (GO): DNA-binding transcription factor activity, RNA polymerase II-specific; RNA polymerase II cis-regulatory region sequence-specific DNA binding
Source: RefSeq, a predicted model, not a curated record
GAUAAAGAAAGAAAGGCCAAAUAUAGUGAAGAAUUAACAAAGCUUUUGUUUAUUCGGGACUUUUAUGAUAUCGGCCAAUUUGGUAAGAGAGUAAAAAUACGGCCAACCUUAGUGGCUAUAAAUUUGACCAAUUCAGUUAUCCAAUUUUACCCUAGCUAAGCUAGUGCUACCCUACCAGAACCCAAAAAGUCCCUCCAUUUCAAUAUCGAAACUGAAAGUAUCAAAGUAUUACAGUUUUGAUCCCCUCGCAACUAAAUCGGUAGUAUUAGCAACUUACUAGUUGAAUCUGAACCAAUGAAAUUGCCAGUCGCUACAAGUUAGUAAAUAAAAAACUUUUAUAGACCUCCUGUGCUAUUAGCCACAGAGCUCAAAAACAGCAGUGACACCGCAACAACAGCCUUUUUAAUUGCGGGCCAUUCAAAGUUCAGUCUAACAUAAAAUAUCACAAAAUUGUGCGACUAUAAUUGUCAAAUCGAGUAAUUUGACAGAGCUGUAAACAUUAUAAAAUUGAUUAGUGACACUUCAUUGAUACAUUUCCUUAAUUUGUAAUUCUUUCAACUCGGUUGUUUCAAAUUGUCCCCGCCCGAAUAACCGAGACGGGAAAGUGAGAGCCAGUUUAUGGUCCCCCUGCCAGAAAGAGAGAAAAGAGUCAAGGCCAUUAACACAACAUCGACAGAUUUCUCAUCACGAAUAAUUCUCAAAGCGGACUGCAAAAUACUGAAGCAACCCAACCGAUACCAUUUCUGAAAUACCAGCAGCUUCGAGAUUUGACGAGUCGAUUCGGAUUAGAGCAUUUGGCCAAUCCAAACAAUCCCCCACUUUGGAAAAGGAACAAAAGAGAUCCCAGAUUGGACCGACUGGAAGUGAGGUCGUGUUCUUAAUACAAACCAGUUAUAAUUAGUAUUGAAGUCGUCGGAAGAUUCUGAUGCCCCCUGUUGUGUUACAUCCCCAAAGCUACCCUGCAGCCUCACAGCAAAUCGGAAUGAGUUGGGGGGCAUCUGCGCACUACGCAACUCACGACAACAACACGGCAACACAACAUCACCUAAACCACUUUGCCACCGCUCCUCAGCUUCCGGUCGAGUUUGACCCCUUGAAUAGGUCAAAUAACAAAUCUUCAGGGGUCAAUGACCUCAACUUGAACUCCUCAGGUCAACAAAUUACACCUGUAGAUACAAUGUUAGCGUCACCUGGCUACGUGAACACCCAAAACUUCAUGGCAAAUCAAUCGGUCGAUUCGAAGCUUUCGCCUUUCGAAGACGCCGGCCAGAGCCAAGCGCAGCAGUUGUACUGGACCCACGCGAACGCCUAUUCGAAUUACUACCACUCAAACAUGGCUGCGAUCGAUGGGUGCAAUAGGGUCGGGUUCUACGGGUCACGUGAUACUUCAAAAUUCAUGCCCAAUCCAGCAGCCGCCGCUAAUUUAAACUUAUACGAGCAGCACAUUAAUAACUACCGAAACAUGGUCACAGGGGCAAAUAACCCAAACGGGUUGGUAAUUAACUCUUCAUUUUUGCCCCUUUCCAACCACCCGCAUACUAAUAACAACAACAACAACAACAACAAUAUUGUACAGCAUCCACAUAACAAUCACACCACGUACGAUCAUACCAACCAAACGGCGUUCGAGUUCGGAACGAGUUUCAACUCCCAGAUUCAAAACAACGCCAUCAUUCAUACGAACAAUGUGAAUUUCGUGUCGCCUUCGCUGCUCGGCGCCACUACCAACACCAGCAUCAGCCAAUCAAAUCAGAGUACAUUAGUCACAGCUGUACCACCGGUGAACCAAUCACAAGCGGGCACCCCAAUUACGCCAACCAACCGGAACGCUUCCUGGUCAACAACCAAUCACAACACAGCUGCAGCGGACCAACGCAACUCGCUGGCUCCAAACGUCAAAACUUGCAUCAAAUCGGAGGCGAGCCUAAGUCAGGGAUCCGGAAGCCCCCCGCGGGAUGUUUCCGGGGGGUCUCUUGGAGUGGGAGGCUGCUUCAACUCGGCAGAGAGCUCGCCGGCCGAUUCGUCGACUGAAUCUGUCGGCAAUAUUAUGAACUCGCCAGAACACGCCGGCAGCAUUUCACCCAGCUCUCUCUACGCUCAGAUGACCUCUGACCCUUCGGGUGUUCUGCAGGGAAAUCAACAGGUCAUGUCAUCCAGCGGUCACUCACAGGGUUCCCACAAUCACCACCUGCUCAUGACACCCGGAAACACUUCAGUGCCGCCCCAGACACCCUCCAAUGGCGGGACGAACCCCUCGUCCGGGGGAGGCAUGGCAUGGAUGGCCAGAAACGUCAGUCGGAAGAAGCGAAGACCAUACACAAAGAACCAAACUCUGGAAUUGGAGAAAGAGUUUCUCUUCAACACGUACAUAACCAGAGAACGUAGACUGGAAAUAGCGAGAUCACUCAACCUGACAGAUCGCCAGGUCAAGAUCUGGUUCCAAAACCGGAGGAUGAAGAACAAAAAGCAGCACUCCGGAGGACCUGGUAUGGGACCCCCGAUUCCUGGUCAUCCGGCGAUGCACUUGAUGGUGCCUCAACAACAUCCGCCUCAUCACAUGUUGUGACUAUGAGUCGGACCAAAUUCUAAAAAAAAACUCAUUCGAGCGCAGGAGAAGUUCCGGGAAUCGAAGUUUUCCGAGAAUCACUUGCUUUAAGUCUCCAUUCCCAGUUAUGCCCGGACUUUUGCUGGGCUCAUUUCCGGUUUAAUAGCUUUAUUAGUAAUACCAAUUCGCAGUACCAAACUUUCGAAAAGCUUUAUUUUCUCUCUUCCUAUUUUUAUUAAUAGUUUCUUUCUUUUGUAAAACUACAACUUGCUUGAUGCAAAUGUUUUCUAAGUGCUGAUUGUCUUCCAUACAUAAUCCCUCUAUUCUAAUAAUAACAGUAAACACUAAUUAAAAUUGAAAAUGAGCAAAAUAUAAUUUUGAUCUAUUUCAAUAUAAGUGUCUAAAUUAUUUUGAGAUAGUUUUGUACGCAUUAUAUCGAUGAAAUAUGCUUGUUUGUCUGUUGAAUAUCUCUUCAAAAUUACUGUUAUUUGAGUUCCAUGCAUAGUGGGGAUGAAAAAAAAUUGAAAAUUGACUUUCAAAUGGUGCAGUUGCUUAAAUAUUGUUCUAUGUAAAAGCUAAG